AAGCUUCCCAUCGACGAUCACGACACUCCUCAAGUUUCAAGCCAAGCAAAGAUAUCCCGUCUGACCAGCAGAGCUUUCUCCGAGCGUAGACCUACCAUAUGGCCUCCACAAGCGUAAAUCAAGCCCCGAGCACUCAUACCGGCCCUGCGCAGAAUGACUACACGACCCCACCACUCAGCAUCGACUUCUACCGCAACUUCCUAGCCCAAUCCGCCGCCCUAACGGAAGAACUCGACCGCCUCGCCACCCACCCCACCGGUCCCGACCGAGCAGACGCCCUCGAACACGCUCAAGCAAGCCUGACCCGUCUCUCCUCCGCCGUCAGAGACGCCACCGCCUCCUUUAUCCCGGCGCGAGACCAGCGGACCUACGCGGACACCCUCAAAUUCCUCUCCACCCGUCUCGCGGAAGCCAAGGCCCCGAGAGCGAAGUUUGCGUUCAAGUCGGGCUCUGGCAAUCGACCUGGUGGUGGGAGAGGUCUUUUGGCCGGGUGGGGCGAGACGAAGAAGAAUGCGAGUGCGAUUAGUCUGGAGGAUGCGGCGGAGUUGGCGCAGCAGAGACGGAGGGGCGCGCCGGGGUAUGUGUCCUCGGGGGAGUCGAGUUGGGCUGGCACGCCGGCGGGGCUGAGGUCGCCGGCGUCGGAGGCUGCGGUUGAGGGGGAGGUGGACGAGCAAGGCGAAACACCUCACGCCGCGCUUUCUUCGACAGCAGACGGUACAGUACAGAGUCCGUCGACCACCAUCACAAUCCCCAAUAAGAGCCACGCCUACAUGAAACCCCCACCAACCCCCUCUAGCACCACAAAUGCCGGCACAGCGACCCUGUCAGACCUCAGCUUCUGCGUCGUAGACCUAUCAUCACACUCCUUCGCCACCCUGACCCUCCUCAACAUCAACCACUGCCUCCUCCUCUGCGGCCACGUAACCGGCGCCGUCCACGCCACCAACAUACAAUCCUCCAAGAUUGUGGUCGCGAGCCAGCAAUUCCGCAUGCACGACAGUAACGCUUGCUCCGUAUACCUCCACACGGCUUCGAGGCCGAUUAUAGAGGGGUGUACGGGGAUUGGAUUUGCGGCGCUGCCGUCUUGGCUGCGGAGCGAGGAUGGUGAUGGUGGAGGGGAGGAAAUGUGGAGGCAGGUGGAUGACUUUAA
Molecule: messenger RNA, 1150 nt
Organism: Baudoinia panamericana UAMH 10762
Lineage: Eukaryota; Fungi; Ascomycota; Dothideomycetes; Mycosphaerellales; Teratosphaeriaceae
Exons: 1
Biological process (GO): tubulin complex assembly; post-chaperonin tubulin folding pathway
Cellular component (GO): cytoplasm
Source: RefSeq, a predicted model, not a curated record